Daphnia pulicaria is the source of this 1290-nucleotide messenger RNA. RefSeq lists its product as uncharacterized. The coding region runs from base 777 to 1226 and encodes 149 amino acids. Lineage: Eukaryota; Metazoa; Arthropoda; Branchiopoda; Diplostraca; Daphniidae. Gene Ontology annotation, cellular component: nucleus. The transcript is spliced from 2 exons. Gene Ontology annotation, biological process: chromatin remodeling. Gene Ontology annotation, molecular function: histone H3K9 demethylase activity; histone H3K36 demethylase activity. The record is from RefSeq and is a predicted model, not a curated record.
GUGGCCAAUUUGACAACAAAUUGAUUAAUUGCCCAAAACACGCUGCCUGGAAGCUGGUGUCUAGAAAUAUGUCCGAAGAAGAGAGUCUUGUCCUUCUAGGUACAAAAUCAUAUUUCGCCUUCGCUUUUAAUUGACGUAAAUUUUAAAAUUAUUUUUAAAUAUUUCAGAAAUCAGUGAUCAUAAUGGGUUGACUCUGGACAUUGACAUUGAAAAGAAAAAUUUCUACGACGUGGUACACCGUACAUACACAGAGUACGGAGCAAAGCACGGAGCCUUUAUCGUUCGUCCGCUCACUGCAAAUUACAUAGCGGAUACUUCAACCCUUAGCCGAAUGCAUGUUACUCCCUACGUGGAACUGUUGACGAAGAAAUCCGGAGGCUGAUUCAUAGUGUACCAGCAACCCGAGAAAAGUAAUAAAAAAAGGAGGCUGGACGACGUACAACACCUUCAGAAAAGAGGCUCUUGAGGCAGACUUCAAACGAUCACCUAGAUACGACCUCGGAGGGCGAUCUUCUUUUUGGCCAUCCAUGAUGCCUUUCCUGACAAAGAUUGCCGAGUCCGAAGAGUAUGCAAGAUACGUCAUAAACAAGGGCCAUUCAAUUUUCCCAAAGGAUAACAACAGUGAAUGGUAAUAUUGUUUAUAUAUAUUUAUAUAAUUAACUUCCCUUUCAAAAAUUAUUAACAGCCGUGAUCUUGUAAUAAUAAUUCACAGGUGUUUGCAAUCUUUGUCAAAUUCUUUUUCAAAGUAUUUGUUGGUGCCCGAGGAAAAACUGAACAUGCCCGGAAUAGACACAGUCGAAUUAUUAAUCGGUGAGGCUGGUAGCCUAACAGGUUGGCACGUGGAAGAUUUGAAUUUCGGUAGUGUCAACUUUCUAGUAUCUGGCAAACCGAAAAUGUGGGUUGAGGUAUCUUACAAAUACCAAAACCAGGUAAGAGCCCUUAUGAAAGUGAAAUAUCCUGAACUGUUCAAAGCUUGCCCAGCUGCAGAGAAGUUUCAGGGGGAGUUUCAGAGAAGUAAAGGCGAGUUUCAAAGGUGGUCUGACAGAUUUUAUAGAACAUAUUUCAUGAAAAUAUUCCAACUAGAUAGAGUUAUGAUUUUGACGCACAGCCGUCAUAUACGAUGCAUAGACAGUGACGCUGAAAAUAAACCAAAUACGACAGCUAGUAUGCAGCAUUGCAAAAUUUCCUGUAUGUUGAGCUCCAGCCAUGGCCUACUUAAUGGUUAAGGCCUGUAAACUUGAAUCCUGCCCCAUGAAGGCGAGAGGAUCUGCCAAAUUCCCUAUCCUUUCC